Molecule: messenger RNA, 1367 nt
Organism: Saccostrea echinata
Lineage: Eukaryota; Metazoa; Mollusca; Bivalvia; Ostreida; Ostreidae
Product: LITAF domain-containing protein-like
Exons: 4
Coding region: 66-461 (131 amino acids)
Molecular function (GO): zinc ion binding
Source: RefSeq, a predicted model, not a curated record
CACGUGAUUUUGACGAAGUGAAAGUUGCAAAAUAUACCAGCACCACAAAACCUCACUCACACAUAAUGUCGGAGCCACCGCCACCGUACAGUGAAAAAGGACAAAAUCCUGGAUACCCCAAUCUGAACCCCGAGAGUUUCCCUAGUCAGCCAGGAUAUCCCCAGAGCUACACAACACAAGUUCAACAAAAUGUAGUUGUCGUCCAGCCCUCUGGAUACCCGGGGGGAGUUCUGAAGUUCGGACGGUAUCCAAUUCAGAUGAAAUGUCCACAUUGUCAAGCAGACGUGGUGACUGGCACAGCAACAGAAAUAGGAACAUUUGCUUGGUGCAUGUGUGUUCUGAUCGCCUGCUUCUGGUUAUGGCCGUUUUGUUUCAUUGCCUUAUGUAUUGAUUCCCUCAAAGAUGUCGUUCACACCUGUCCAAACUGCAAAAAAGAAUUGGGUCGUUACAAGCGUAUGUAAGACCUACAUAAAGACGUCAAACCCCAGUAUGGUGGAAGAAAACCAAGGAGCCAAAGAUUUUUAUUUGCAAGUUGUAUCAGGACGAUUUUAAAAUCCCACUGUGUCCAUAUCGUUUUUACGACGUUAAAAUUGUUUGUCAUAUUGCGAAUUAUCUGUAUAUUGUGUGUUGUUGGUCUGCAUGUAAUAAACAUUAUGCUUUUAACAUAUCAAAUUAUUCCUGGUAAGUAUAUAAGCUUGAUUCAAUUUUCUUAUUUUAUUGAUACGGUAAUGAUGCUAUUUCCAUUUAUAAAUGUAAAACCUUUAUUAUGUAAGACAUUUAAUCUAGUAGUGUUGUUAUUAUUUGUUUUGUUAAUAUAGUUAAUAAGUGAAUUAAUAUUUAUUAAUUAGAUUGCAGAUUUAAUUCUUCAUCAGUUUAAUUAUACUUCAAAUAGUCAUGAAAUUUACAGGAAUAAGUACGGGUAUGUUUAAAAAAAAUCUUGUAAAGAAUAGACGCGAAAUUUUUAUAAAUAUGCCUUCUAAUAUGUACCUGUGUUAAAAAAAUUACGCACUUUUACUAUUAUACACGUAUAAGUCUUUUGUUUUAUAUUUUUUACCAUAAAAUUUUCGUUAAAAUGAUUUUUUUUGUAUUAGUUUUCAUUUACUUGAAGCUCUGUUUUGAUUUAUCGAGACAUCUGAAAGGAUGCUUUAUUUAAACUUGGAAAACAAUAGCUCUAUUUUGAGGUUAAUAAAUCUGAUCACAGAGUCAACUUAACUUUAAUGUGUAUAAUUAAGAUGUAUAUUUUUAUCAUAGAACCUAUAUUUUAUUAUUCAUUUCACUGUUAAUGUGUUAAACAGAAAGUGUUUUGUAAUUCUUUCCACAUACAUGUGUACUAUAAAAAUAUUAAAAAUUAUAUUGUUUUUACAAAA